Messenger RNA from Numida meleagris (helmeted guineafowl), 2901 nucleotides. RefSeq names its product transmembrane protein 156 (gene TMEM156). The transcript is spliced from 8 exons. NCBI's taxonomy places the organism in Eukaryota, Metazoa, Chordata, Aves, Galliformes, Numididae. Bases 41 to 1279 code for a protein of 412 amino acids. The record is from RefSeq and is a predicted model, not a curated record.
AAGUUGCCACCACUGUACUAGAUGCGAGUGCUUCAGUGGCAUGUGCUUGAUUUUGAGAAAAUCAGAACUCUUCAGAUUAGCACUAGGAGUACUCACCAUGUUUAUUUUAUGUUUACCUGAGUUUUUCAAAGUCCAUGAAGCUAACACUGUAGUUGUAUCAUGCAUGGAUACCUGUUCAUUAAAUAACACCACCUUUCCACUUUGUACUUUUAAUAAUUCUUGCAAAAGACCGCUGCAACAAAAAAGAGAAAAUCAGAUCGUCUUACUGAAGACCAUUGUAAAUCAUUCAAAUUUCCAAAAUAUUCCAUGUAUUUGCCUGUCCUCCGGUAGGGAACAACAGUCAAAUGCUAAGUACUCAGAGUCUGAAUCCAGCAGAGAUGUGAAGGUUGAUCAUCAACAAUCAAGAUCAAUAAAUAAAAAAAUUCUGAAAGCAAAAGACUCAUCUGAAGUGAACACAAAAGAUGCUAUUUUUUUUAAUAAAUAUUUUAAUUUCACUAUGCUUCAUGCAAAUGAAGAAGUAGGGCAUAAUACCUGCUACAUCCUGGAAAUCCACAUCAACAGCUCUUUAGUCAGAGGAAGAAAUGCAGCUGAAGAAUACCUAAAUCACACUUGUCUCAUGGCUAUGAUCAACGACCAAAAUGACUGUAUGAAUAUUUCACUGCAACUGAAAUCUUACGUGGAAUAUCCCAUGUGUAUGACGAAGAUCAUUUGGCUCAGUAUGAUUCCAGUUGUUAUUGUCUUGACUGUUUCAAUCGUCAUCUACAAAAUAGUCCAAGAAAAUGGCCAAAACUACUGUAAGCACAGAGGAGCAGCAACAGUUUCUACUAUUCAAAGGAAAAGUGGUUCCAGACAUGCAGUAAGAACCAUUUCUGCUACUAAAGUUCAUCUAUUUCCUGAGAAGACAAACAAACAACAGAUUCCACUUACUGCACAGGCCAUGAAGAUACUUCCCAUAAUUCCUGAACAAGAACAUUGUCAUCUGAGUACCUCAACUGUUGAAAUCAUGUGGAACCAUACGCAGCAAAGUUGUGCAUUGACAGCAGAGCUAAAGAAGCAAUUUGGAGCAGUAAUGCUGGCAAAAUAUGAGGUGGUACCAUAUGAAAUACAAUUCAUUUUGCAUGAAAGGAAAAAAACAAACAAACAAACAAACAAUACACCACAGAAGACAGCAUCUCCAUCGCAAUUUUGGGAACUCUGUUAUCCAUCUUUUCAGGAGAAUGCCAGCUGUGCAGUUUAUUUGAGAAGCUUCAUUUUAUCUAACAGAACUACUUCGUAUUAAGAAAAUAUGAAUGAUGGGUGAACACAUUUUGCUUUACAAUCAUCUUCAGUAGUAAAUUAUAGAUUUCCCAUCUAUUUUCUGUUCAUUCAGGAUUUAUGCUUAAUCAUAAGGUUCUGAGAUAAUCCAUGUGAUAAUUUAUUUCCCCAACUGGGAGAAAAUUUAUAAUCUCCAUGGUAUAAAAUAGCGACAAAAGAUAGAAAUGAACCUGUAUUUUCAUGAAAUGAAAAAUAGUUUUCAGCUUUUUUUAAAUCUCUAGGUGACUGAGAUGCUUAAGAGAUAAUUUCUGUCUGUUGAAGAAGAUGGCCAACGGAAUACAGAAGGAGAGAGUUCUGCAGUACAUUUUAAUUUCUGCAGCAAACUAGGAAGACACAUAAAUUCUGCAACAUCUCAGAGGAUAAAGAAGAGAAAUGUGGAAAAUUUGUACAUGUGGCUUAAAUCCACUAAAUCAUUAUUAUUGUUUUAUUUUAUAAACCAUUAAGAUGCCAAAUGGGUUUUGUACUUUUUGAAAAAUUGCAUUUCUAUUUUUUGGAUUAGCUUAGGUCAUUAGUAUUCAAACGCAUUAUCUCCUGGAACUUUUCCUUACUUUCCAUUUAUUACUGCUCCUCUGAGCAUAAUGGAGCUGUUUGGGCUGAGCAGGGUCCCAAACUCAUUCGGCUCUAACAUGUUAUUUGCGCGUAUAAUCUAACCAUAAAUUAUUAGGCAGAGACAGAAAUUGCAAAGCUAGGGCUUCAGACUCCCUUGUGCUAAAUCCAUCAGGAUGAACAGAUUGUAAACUGCCCAUUGCAAAUAUGAUAUGCAGCAAUUUAGCGUCAUGCUAAUACUCCAUAACCUCCAUCCCUUACAUUUAUAUAGCUUUUCCCUCCUGAAGCUUUCUGAAAUUGCUUCUCCAGCCAUUACACUGCAUGAUGCAGUUCAGAUUUAAUAGGAAUAGUUGUGAACAUUAGCUUCAGAAUAAUUUGAGCCCGUACAGAUUUUUUUAAAUUUAGUUGUAUGAAACUGUAACAUUUGUUUCUAUUGUUUGUUACCAUCUUAGAAAAAGAGUCAAAGAAAAAUACUGACUUUUUUGAUUUAGGAGCUUUUGAGGCUUCAUUGCUUAUCUAUGGUAAUAACUUAAAGCUUUUCAGAAAUGGAUUUUUUAAUGCAGUCUAUAAAAUAAACCUCUUUUUUUUUUUUUUUUCCCCCUUUCUGUGGAACUGCUACUUACAGAUGGAAGAGAAAAACCUAUCUAAAGUCACUGUAGAAUUACUAAGGCCAUUUGAUGCUUCAGACGAUGGCACUAUCUAUCACUCUUCCCCUUCGGUAAUCCUGGGAUUUUGGCGGUAGAGAUAGCCUUGCUCCUUGUGACCCUAAUUUAAUUUCCUUUCUCCUGUAAUUUCUUUCUUAAUUUCUCUCUCUUUUUUUUUUUUUUUUUUUUUUUUUUUUUGUUGUUGUUGUUGUUGCCUAUAGCCUCCCCCUUUUUUUCCUCCUUGGAGGGCUAAGCAGUGACUUUAUUACCCACAGGUUUCCAACAGCUUCCUAAGUGUUUUACUACCUUGGAAGUUUGCAUCUCUUGAGUUAUCACUGUGAAACACCAUGAACAAGUAAAAAGUUUUAAUUUCUCUUGAGUAGAGCUUACCUGGUUU